Molecule: messenger RNA, 1914 nt
Organism: Lotus japonicus
Lineage: Eukaryota; Viridiplantae; Streptophyta; Magnoliopsida; Fabales; Fabaceae
Product: F-box/LRR-repeat protein At4g14103-like
Exons: 3
Coding region: 47-1444 (465 amino acids)
Molecular function (GO): protein binding
Source: RefSeq, a predicted model, not a curated record
AUCAUCACCUGAUUCAAAUAAGCUCCAAAGACAUAAUGUGGGUGACAUGAAAGAUAUGAUCAGCAACUUGCCCGAUAGCAUUCUUCAUUACAUUCUUUCUUUACUCCCUACGAAAGAUGCUAUACAAACUUCCAUUUUGGCGAAAAGGUGGAAGUACUUGUGGACCGGCUUAUCUGUCUUUGAUUUUAGAAAGUAUCUGUCAAUCACUUUCAUUAACCAAAGACAGAAAUCUGUAGAUUGCGUUUUUGAUCAAGUGGACAGACUAAUUUAUCAUUCUAAUUAUGUAAGAAGGCUCAGUGUCAUGAUUGAUCCAGUUUGGGCCAUGGUUCCUGGAUUUUCCAUUGAUGCGGAUAAAGUUAAUUCUCUUAUAUCUACUGCAAUGAAGCACAACAUCGAAGAGCUUAAGCUUUUCCUACCUGUGAGGCCUCCAUUUAAUUUAUCUAAUUGUUUCUCAGCUUCUAAAUCAUUGAAUAAGCUGGUUUUACAUCUGGGUUGUGUUCUAGAUGUUUCUAGAGGCAUUCAUUUUCCUAGCCUAAAGACAUUAAAGCUUUCAUUUGUUACCUUUGCAAAUGAGAAGUCAGCUCAACAACUUUUCUCUGGGUGCCCUGUCCUACAGAAGUUAAGCUUGUGUAAUUGUAGUUGGGACAACAUUGAGCAGAUCAACAUAAAAUUUCCCACAUUAAAGACAUUAACCAUCUCUGGCGCCUGUUCUAGUCGAGGUCAUUUGCUCAAUUCUACAGUCACAAUUGAUGUUGCGAAUCUUUUAUAUUUCAGUUAUAAAAGCCAUGUGACCAUAGAAUUAGUCUUUGUCAACCUGGACUCCAUAGUUGAUGCACAUAUUGAUGUUCCUGCUCCUUCAGAAAGUCUAAUUAAACUAUUGAGUGGACUUGGUAAUAUCAAAUCUCUUAGACUAUCAAAUGAUAUGGUUGAGUGUUUUUCCUAUGACUUCCAUCUCCUUCCAAUGUUCAACAAUUUGACACAUCUUAAUGUGGAUUUGGGAAAUUUUAUGUUCACUGAAGAAGCUAUAAUGGACAUUCUCCAAAAGACCCCUAAAUUGGAAGUUCUUAAUAUUCCUAUGGGAUUUUACCCAGACAUCUGCUUGGAUGGUGAAGACUGGAUAUUGAACUCAGUACCUUCUUGUUUCAAAAAUAGUCUCAAAUUAUUUUCUAUUUCAAAUUUUGAUGGGGGUGAAGCUGAAAUCCAGUUGCUAAAGUUUUUAUUAGAAAAUGCCACAGUUUUGUCAGAAAUCCGGAUAUUCUGUUCGAAAAUAUUAUCUGCUGAUUUGAAGAAGCAGGCUGAGAUCAGCAAUCAGUUGCAACCUGUAGGCCUGGGAAGUUGUGUCAUUAAGUUGUAUCAGGAAUCAGCAAUGGAGAAGAUCGUGGGAGAUAAACAGAUUACUUAUACAGAAAAGUAUUUGCUUUUGGCAGGCUUGCAGGAUUAUUAGGCGUCUUUUUAACGCGAGCUAGGAAGGUAUGUAUCACCCAGUUUUUAAUUAAAAUAAUAUUGGUAUUUUAUUUUAAUUAAGAUUAUAUCGUAUGGUGGUUUAUUAGGCGAUAUAAUAAUCCCUUAAUGAAAUAAAAUAAUUUAUGUGAUGUUGGGUGUGUUUUAUGAAAUGGAAGAGAGUUAGAGGGUGAAAGUUAGGAUUAAAAAUAGAGACAAGGACCAGGAGAGAUUUUGGGGUUUUUAGUUUAGCCCUUGAGGAAUUAGGUUUAGUUGGCUAAUUAGGGAUGGGGGCAGCAACUGCUGUCACGUAAAAAGAAAAGAAAAAAAAAGAGGAAGCUGCGGUUCGCGUGAAAGAAGAAGAAGAAGAAGGGAGGAGAGUGUAAGAUCAAGUUUUGAUCGUGUAGUACAACUCUAUGUUUUGAUGAUUACAUGUUAACUAUUGUGAAUGAACAAUUAGGGUACUCUAACGUU